GCGAGCCAGAGGAAGAGGCCCGAACGGCUGGGUGAGGCGCCGAGUCGGUUUUUUUUUUUUUUUAUUUAUUUUUUUCCCGCGGCGAGUCCGGGCUCGGGUGCGGCGGAGAAUUCCCGAACGUGGGCGAUCGGUCGUCGGAGGCGAGCGAGCGUUGGGGCUCCGGAGCGGCGGUUGCUGUCGCCGCGGACGCCACCGUUGCCGGCCCCCCGGAGGAGGACGAGGCCUUGCAGGCCCAGCGCGGCCCGCGGAGCCCGAGUGUUGCCGUGAGUAGACCCAGCAGCGCCCUCCGCGCGGUCGCUUGCCGGUGGUUAAGAUGGAGGAGAUUUCGUUGGCCAACCUGGAUACUAACAAGCUGGAGGCCAUCGCCCAGGAGAUCUAUGUAGACCUGAUAGAGGAUUCCUGCCUGGGCUUCUGCUUUGAGGUGCACCGGGCGGUCAAGUGCGGCUACUUCUACCUGGAGUUUGCAGACACUGGGAGCGUCAAGGAGUUCGGCCUCCAGCCAGUGGAGGACAAAGGCGCCUGCCGCCUCCCGCUCUGCUCCCUGCCUGGGGAUCCCGGGGACGGGCCCCAGACGGAGCUGCAGCGUUCGCCUCCCGAAUUCCAGUAGUCACCACAGGCGAGAGGGCGACACAGUGACCAGGACAAUAAGAGAGACUGGUCCCCGUGGCUUUGGAGGAAUAAGCUAAGUUGGAGAGAGAGAAAGAGAAAAAAAAAAAAAAUCAAUCAACAAAUAAAGGAAAAGCAAACAAAAGUCCCAUCCCCGCCCCCAAGAUCUUAGCAUUAAAAUACAAAAAACCGAGAAGACGAAAAAAAAACGAACAAAAACAUCCAAAGAGGAGAAUUUAGGAAUCCCGGUCCAUUUGAAAGGGUCUCCCAUGCCAGCUCUGAAAUCCUGGACAGAAGGAGGUCCAGAGGCAUCGUGCUGUAUUUUGAGCUGUAUAAAUCACGUGGAUGUGCUAGGACCCUGACAGCCCUCAGUACACAGGUGAGCAGCUGUGUACCCAGCCUAUACAAUUCUAUUUGUUUCUCAGAUUCUGCAUCUGCCUGAUGUCCUGGGCCUCCUGCGAUGUUUUAGAUGCUGUUGAUGGUCAGGCCUUGAUCAGUCAGCUUCAGUGGACUGCACCUCUGAUUUCUAAGCCUCCAGUUGGGCCUCUUUGAUACAAAUAGAAGUCAGGUAUGAGACUUAAAUGCUAAAAAUAUUAACUCCCGUUUGAAGUCGGUGGGAAGCCCUUGUGCCCUUGUCUACAAGAAGUUCAGAAUCACCUGUUUGCCAAGGUCCAGCAUUUCGCCUUUGGCUCAUCAGAAGACCUGUCUUUCCCAUCCCACUGAGUGGCAAAGGUUUGGCAAAGGACAAGGUGGUUUACAAACAGCUGAAGAUUUUCCUUUGAUGCUAUGAAGAUGAAGUGUACCUCCACGAAUGCAUAUCAUGUCCACCUGGAAGACUCAUGUCUUGAAUUAUAUACUUCGGACAUAAGUUUGGUGGGACAGUCUUUUCCUACGUUUGAAUUACUAGUGAUGUAACCAGCCCAUGGGUCUGACUUGAUCAUUAUGACAGGUCGCUGUCCUCCAGUGGUACCACUGAGCUACAGAAGGACAUUAUGGUGGAGCAGGAGGCUGUUUGAAAAUUGAGCCAGGAGGGAACUUUUUUCCAUCUGCCUUCAAUAAUGUGAAUGAGUUUAAUGCUAAGAGCCCUGAAACAGGCCUAGUUUACCUGGUAUGGUUGCAGAAUCCCUUCUUCAACUGGGCAGUCAGACCUCUGCUGUGCUGAUUAAGACUGUCUCCGCCUUCUCUGCCCUCACAAACCAAAGGGCAGUUGUCAGUUGGUCCUCAGAACCUCCUUCCAGCAGGGGCUGUAUAUUUCUUGUUGGAAAGUUGGAGGCAGGGUUAGAAGUAAAGGGGAAAUGAGUGGCAUAUCAAAAUUGUUCUGUUUCAGUCCCUAAAUUGGGGGGGUUAUGGAGGGUGGGAGUCCUGAGGUGAGCAGAAAAGAAAGGUGCUGCUUUAUUUGAAAUGUUUUCUUACCUCAUUCUGUGCCCCAGUAAAGGGUCCAGCCUCAUCUGUCUGGCUUGGCCAUGUUCCUGUCACUGCUCCACUGCCUCUCUGGUGCAGCUCAUGAUUCCAGGUGCUGCUUGCCACUCUAGGUUUUCUCUUGACGAGUUUCAGCUCAUCUUCCAGUGCUGCUCCUCUGAAGCCUCCACAAGUUUCCUUUUUCCUUUUGUUUUGUUGUCGUUUUCGUUUUCUAACUUUUUAAAUUUUUAUGUUGGUUUUGUUUUACCUGUUUUUAUGGAAGCCUUAGAGGAGAUUCUCUCAUGGCUCCCUCUGUUUGGAUUAGAAUGGGAAAAUAACAAAA
Messenger RNA from Mus pahari (shrew mouse), 2347 nucleotides. RefSeq names its product ataxin 7 like 3B (gene Atxn7l3b). Bases 314 to 607 code for a protein of 97 amino acids. The transcript has a single exon. Gene Ontology annotation, biological process: regulation of gene expression. The record is from RefSeq and is a predicted model, not a curated record. Lineage: Eukaryota; Metazoa; Chordata; Mammalia; Rodentia; Muridae.